Malaclemys terrapin pileata is the source of this 2350-nucleotide messenger RNA. RefSeq names its product relaxin family peptide receptor 2 (gene RXFP2). Gene Ontology annotation, biological process: G protein-coupled receptor signaling pathway. Gene Ontology annotation, molecular function: G protein-coupled receptor activity; protein binding. The record is from RefSeq and is a predicted model, not a curated record. Lineage: Eukaryota; Metazoa; Chordata; Testudines; Emydidae. Gene Ontology annotation, cellular component: membrane.
GGACUAUAAGAAGAGAGUGUCAGGCUGAAAGAGCUAAUCCUCAGAGCAACCAGGAGGAGGUUCUGCCAAGCAAAGGAGAGGUGGGGACCCAGAGAGACAAAAGAUUUCCACCUUGUGCCAAAGCUAUAAAAGGGGGUGGAGCAGAAGAAAGGAGGCGGCCAGUCAUCAGAAAACCCUUGCUUACCACCUAAAAUAUCUGCUGGAACAAACAAGGACUGUAUCAGUGGACAGGAUUGGGCCCAGACUAGGAAGGAGUCUAGUCUGUGAAAGAAGCUUAUUGGAACAUCUCUGAGGGUUCAGACUGCCUGAAAUGCUACUUCUGCUCCUUGUUGCUCUGUUAGAAAUUAAAGGAGAUAAUAGUGGAUGAGCAAAUAUCUUUGACAUGGUCCAUGGAAAGCCAAAUUAUCUGGACAUAUCACAGGAGUGCUGUCUCCUCCAGUAUCCAGAAAUUUGUGAUUGCAUAGAAACUGAACUAAAAUGUGUAGAUGUUAAUUUAAAAUCUGUUCCACUUGUUUCAAGCAAUGUAACCCUACUGGCAGAACGCCACCCAAAGAGGGCGCUCUACUGGCGCAAAACUAAUUCCCCGAAGCGGCCAGGAGGAGGCGCCACAGCGGUGAGCUACCGACCCUGUCACAGAUUUCUGCAACAUAAUUGCAUUCAAACUAUUUCAAGGAAAGCAUUUUUUGGAUUAUACAAACUUCAGAUAUUAUAUCUCAGUCAUAACUGUAUCACCAGGAUAUCUGGGAUAUUCAGAGACCUAUUGAAAUGGCUAAUUCUAGAUGGUAACCCAAUAGCGAAAAUUUCACAGCAGCUAUUUACUGGGCUAAAGUCUUUGUUUUUUAUGUAAUGUCUUCCUUUUAUGAUAAGCAACUCACUUGAGGCCCUUCCCAGGAAAAUGUGUACUGAAAUGCCUUUUAUUAACUGGAUGGAUUUUGAAGGCAAUCGUAUCAAGACCUUAACUAAUACCACCUUACUGGAAUGUGAUGCACUCACAGUACUUUUUCUUUGUGGAAAUCAAAUUUGUUUUGUGCCUGAAAAGACAUUUUCUUCAUUAAGAGAUCUGGGAGAACUUGACCUCUCCAACAACUUAAUUACAGAAUUACCACAUUAUAUUUUUGAAGAUCUGAAACAUUUACAAAAACUUAACUUGUCUUGCAAUCCACUUUCUCAGCUGUAUGGGGAUCAGUUUGACAGUCUUCAACAACUUGAGUCUUUAGACCUGGAAACUAUAGAGGUUCCAAAUAUAAAGUCAAGAAUGUUUCAGUCCCUGAAGAACCUUUCCUACAUCUAUUUCAAAAAUUUUCCGUAUUGUUCCUAUGCACUCCAUGUGCAAAUGUGCACACCAUUAACAGAUGGGAUUUCAUCAUUUGAGAACCUCUUGGCUAAUGUUCUUAGAGUAUUUGUCUGGGUCAUAGCUUGUGUUACCUGUUUUGGGAAUCUUUUUGUCAUUGGAAUGAGAUCAUUUAUCAGUGCUGAAAACAAGACGCACACCACGUCUAUCAAAAUGUUGUGUUGUACUGAUUGUCUGAUGGGAGUGUACUUCUUCUCCAUUGAAGUCUUUGACAUUAAAUACUGUGGACAAUAUAAAAAAUAUGCUGUGCUGUGGAUGGAGAGUUUACCAUGUCAUAUCAUGGGUUUCCUGGCCAUGUUUUCUACAGAGGUCUCUGUCUUGUUGUUGACAUAUCUGACUUUGGAAAAAUAUUUAGUAAUUGUCUUUUCCUUCAGUAAUAUCCGACCAGGAAAGCAUCAGACAAUAAUAAUCCUUGUAUCCAUAUGGUUUAUUGGGUUUGUAAUAGCAAUAAUCUCAUUUUGGGAUGAGGAUUUUUUUGGAAAUUAUUAUGGAAAAAAUGGAGUUUGUUUCCCACUUUAUUCUGAUCAAACAGAAGAAAUUAGAGGCAAGGGGUAUUCUCUUGGGAUUUUUCUUGGUGUGAACCUACAAGCAUUCAUCAUAAUAGUGUUUUCAUAUGUCAGUAUGUUUUACUCCAUUAAAAAAACUGCCCUUCAGACAUCAGAAGUAAGAAGCAACAUUCACAUGGAUGCUUCUAUGUACUUCAUACCAAAAGAAAAUGCUGAUUAUCUUCUAAAGUUCUGUAUUUCAUUGUGAUUUUUUCUAGGCACUGUCACUUUCUGGAUAGUGAUAUUUAUUCUGCCAAUAAACAGUGCCUUAAACCCAAUUCUCUACACUCUCAUCACCACUUUCUUUAAGGAGAAGUUAAAGCAGUUACUGCAGAAACAUCGAAGGAGGUCGGUUUUCAAAAAUGACAGAAAAAGCUUGGCUACUUCAAUAGUAUGGACAGAUGAUUCCUUAAUUCCUGCCUCCUUUCUUAGACUUGGAUUUUUAAACAAAUAA